This is a messenger RNA of Penicillium antarcticum, 906 nucleotides long. RefSeq names its product alpha/beta hydrolase. NCBI's taxonomy places the organism in Eukaryota, Fungi, Ascomycota, Eurotiomycetes, Eurotiales, Aspergillaceae. Bases 1 to 906 code for a protein of 301 amino acids. The transcript has 2 exons. The record is from RefSeq and is a predicted model, not a curated record.
AUGGUCCUCCCUCGUGAAAACAUCGAGUUCAGAACUUGCGAUGGCACUGUUCUCCGAGGCUGGUUCUAUCCUCAAGUUGAGAAAUCGGCAUGUGUGAUUAUGACACACGGUCUGGGUGGUGUCCGCCACUUUUGGCUUCCAGAUUUCGCAGAUCGAUUCCAGCAAGCUGGAUACAAUGUCUUCCUCUAUGAUAACCGGAACUGGGGCGACAGUGAUGGACUACCCCGACAAGAAUCAAACCCGACCCUUCAACAAGCCGACUACUACGACGCGUUCAAUUUCGCAACAUCAUUCGCCAGUGUAGAUGAUACUCGCAUAGUGUACUGGGGCACAAGUUUCUCCGGUGGAAAUGUUCUAUAUGCGGCUGCUGUGGACAAACGUAUCAAAGCCGCCAUAGUGCAGUGCCCUGCAGUUUCUGGAGAGACGCGAUCAUUGGCCUUCAAAGACCGCAUUCCGGCCAUUUUGAAAGAGCGUGCUCGUAUCUCGGCAGGAUCAGAACCACAAAGAAUUCCGCUUAUUGCGCAAACCUUGGAAGCAGCGCAAUCGGGGACCACUACUGCCAUGUUUCCUGGUACUCAUGCUUACGAGCGGGUUCGCGGUUCGUACGAUUGUGGUGGCCGUUGGGAAAAUUCUGUUACGGUUCAGACACAGCUCAAUAUGCUUGCUUUUGAAGGACAGGGGAUGGUGCAUCGUAUUUCGCCGACUCCGUUGCUGAUGGUUGUUCCUGGAAAUGAUAUCCUUGUUACCACGGCAUCUCAGAUGGCUACUUACGAAAAGGCUAGAGAGCCAAAGCAGCUUUUGUUUAUUGACGGUGCUGGUCAUUUUGAUAUCUAUACCGGAGAUUGGUUCGAACAGAAUAUCAAAGGACAGAUUGAGUUCUUAGGGAGAUGGGUUGGCUCUUCUUGA